AUGAGAUUACUGGCGUUGAUAUCGUUAUUAUUGUAUGCGCCGCUUCGUUCAUUGGCCCAUAGCUUACGAUAUGGCAUACCCGAAUCUGUUCAGGUCUGGUCUAUUUUAGUUCACUUACUAGACGAUCUUGAUGGCCAGCUACUAGCUGAUUUAUACCCUUUGGUCACCGGUUUGGAUGAUGAGAUUGAUACUCAAGAAAACCUUGUGGCGCUAACUUCGAAUAUAUUAAGGGAACGGUACGGUGAAGAGGAUGUGGCCGAUCUGUUGGAACUGUAUGCUGAUCUUUACCCUAUGGGCAUGAUAGAGUGGAGUACCAGUUCUAAUGCUGAACCGGAAGAUAUAGAUGAGAGCUAUUUUGUUUUGAAUGGUAAUAGGUACGAGAAGCCCGAUGACGUGUUUUAUUUGAAAUCUAAGGAUUUAAUAACCCAGCAGAAAAUCCCAGAUAUUGAUGUUAUACAGCCUUACGAUGUUGUCAUUGGCGCUAACUCUAAAGCACCGAUUUUGAUCUUGUACAGUUGUCCUAACAUUAAUGACCCUGACUUCGAAGAAUUUAAUAGAAAUUUAUUCAUGGAAGCCAUGAAUGAAGAGGGAAAGAUUAGAUUUAUUUGGAGACCAACAUGCUCCCUUGAUGGAAAAAGUGUGGAGUAUCCCUUAGAUUUCCCACUUGAAAUUACUUUACAAAAUGGUUCUAGCAUGAGUUCAAUACCUCAAUUGAAGAAAAUACUAUCUACUGUACCAAACGAAAUAUCAGUUGAAGUAGACCACGAUGAUCAGCUUUAUGACCUAAAACCAGAAGAAUUACGUGAACUUGAUUUGAAAGUAACAUCGUUAAUCUCGGAAUUUUAUCAAGACAAAGAAGAUACUAUAGCCACUCUAAACUUUACUAAAAAUAUUGUUAACAACUUUCCACUAAUCUCCAAACAACUGGCUAGGGCUUCUACUGUCAACAAGGAUAUAAUAGCAAGUAACGAAAAACUUAAUAGUAAAGGCUUUGAUUAUAACAUGUUGGGUCUCUAUAUUAAUGGACAGAACUGGAAAAUUACUUCACUGAACCCGUACAAUUUGCUUACUGCUUUAAAAACUGAACAUCAAAGUUUACUGAAAAUCACAAAUCUUUUGCAAAAUCUCGAGCCCUCAAAAGGCGUGCUGGAUUCCAAGUUCUUACUAAAUAAAUUUUCUCAGUUUUCAUUAGGGAAGUUGCAAAACUUACAACCAAUUAAAUUGGAUCUUCACACAAUUCCAGGGUUCUCAGAAUCAGUAAUAUACUUCAACGAUAUCGAAACCGAUCCGCAAUAUAAUGAAUUAGUAAAUAAUGUUCAAGCAUUUUUUGAUAAAUCAAAAUUUGGAGAGUUGCCUGAGAUAAGGCAAAACUGGUCAGAGAUCAUAUUCGUUAUAGAUUUUGCCCAUUUAGAAGAUAGUGAAGUCAAGGAGGCAUUGGGUGGAUUAGUUCGUGCCGUCAAUGUUGUCUCCCAAGGCUAUCCACAAAGAGUCGGACUUUUGCCAUUUAGUUCCAAUAGUGAUAGAUCCGUUGUCAAUAAAAUUUACGAGCUCAAAAAUUCAACUGACGAUCUGACAGAGUUGAAAACGUUUUUGGAAACAAUGCUGCUUGCCGACGGUCUUUCUGCGAAUGCAAAAUUUUCGAAGCACAUAUCAGUUCCAGAUGUUUUUCAUCUACUUGAUGAACUUCAAAUCGACGAAACAUCAAUUAUAAUUAAUGGGGAGAUUUACCCAUUUAAAAAAAACGCUUGGAACUAUUUGAUCGCAAAAGUUAUAAAGAAGGACACUGAAUUCAUUCGUAAAGAACUAAGCAUCUCCUCUCCAAAAAACAAACAAACCAGUGUGAGGGACUUAUUACACUACAAAUCUGCAAGUUUGAGACAUAAUAAAUAUACGCCAAAUUAUUUUGCCGAUUCGCUAUACUCUUCGGUCAAUAAUACUGUAUUAGAAAGUAUCUGCCCAGAAAGAAUAAUCUCUUAUACUAAGAAUGAAGAAUACAAUUUAUUACACACGAUUACACUGGUUGAUGAUUUUAGUUCUAUUCAUGCUUUGAAAAGAUUGAAAAAUUUGUUGCAUAUCUCAUUUGUUGGUGUUAGGAUGAGAAUCAUUCAUAUAGGUGAUAUUUCAGACACUUGGCUUCAAUUGCGUGGUAGCUUUUCCCAAAAAGAUCCGAUAGGCCCAGUAAAUACACUUAUUGACGCCUUGAAAUUUAAAAAGGGAAAAAGUCACACACGCACAAAAAUUAGCUUAAACAGGUUGGGCCUUCAUAAAUGGCUUCCUGAUAUUCCAUUAUUUGAAUUGGGGAAGGGUUCAUUUAUUGCUUUGAACGGUCGCUUUAUUCAUCUUGAUCAAAAUGAAGUACCAGAAACAAAGCAUUUCGAAGCAAUAAUAAAAAGAGAAGCUGUAAGAACUAUCGAUUCAGUCUUCGCCCUAGACUUACUUUUCCCAGGUUUUUCACAGGAAAGAAUCGAUCCUGAUUUAAUAGAAAUGAUAUCCUCUAUUCUAACUAAGUUAUUUUACCAAGGCACGCAUAUAUACGGUAAUGGCAUCGAUUAUACCACUGAAAGUAGCUUGCCAAGAAUGGAUUUGAAUCAGUUUUUUGAACCUAAUAAUUUGACAAUGUUCGAAGAUGGAAAAUCAGCUCCUAUUGAUUUAUUGCUAAUUUUAGACCCACUUGAAGAGAGAUCACAAAUGAUUCUCUCUCUUGUUGAGCAAUUUAAGUCUUUGAAAUUUGUUAAUACUCAAGUAGUUUUAAUGCCGACGCUGGAAUUAAACGUUGUCCCCAUUAGAAGAAUAUAUGUUGAUAACGCAGAGAUUGUCAAAUCAAUAACUUCUGAGAAUAGCAAGUCGGAUCCAGGAGUAGAUAUCGAAAUGAAUGUCCCUAAUUAUUUCAUCGUAGACAACAAUCAUCGGCUAAAAAAAUUGCUCAUAGAAUUACAUGUGUUUUCUAACAAAACAGUUCUUUCAGCUGGCAAUAUUGAUGGUAUAGGGGGUGUAUGUCUAGCACUUGCCGAUGCUGCGGGGAACAUCAUCGACAAAACUACAACAAUGAAAACCUUUGGUUAUGGACAGUUCCAUAUCGACAAGUUUUUAAAGGGUUGCUAUAUAAAAAGUUGUGAUUCAAGAUAUACUGUUCAGUCUUUUUCUACUGACGGGCAUCCUGACUUCAUACCAUCAAAUUUACUGGAUAUAGUGUCGUACAACCCACAAGAAAUUGCUGUGAAAAUUUCAGAAGAGCCCUCACACGAGAAAGAACAUGAGGAAGAAGGCGACGAUGAUACAACAAUCAAUAUUUUCACUAUUUUAGAAACUGGACCGGAAGAGGAGGAAAGGUAUAAGCAAAUGAUUUUAUCCAUUUUGUCUAAAUGUCCCAAAACGCAGAAAGUGAAUUUUUUUACUUUAGAUCAGCCAUUUAUCUCCAACAAUUUAAGAAAAUCAUGUGAGUACAUAAAUUCCUCUAGUGAAAUGAGAGGCAGUGUCAUUUUCUUGGAUUAUGAAUGGCCUCGAUGGUUAAGACCGCAAAGAUUUUCUUUAAGGAGGAGGGAUGUAUCCAAGUUUCUGUUCCUAGAUGUCAUUUUACCUCAAAAUGUCUCCAAAAUAUUAUAUAUGAUCCCUACUGAAACACCACUUGAUCCUUUUGACAUGUUUCAAUUUCAAGGCCUCAAACGUGCACCUCUAGGAUUAUUCCGAAUGAGUGGUGAUGGUUAUUGGAAAGAGGGGUAUUGGGAGAAAAUGCUAAGGGAAAAUAAUUUAGAAUUUUAUUCUACUGAACCGGGCUUUCUUGUAAACUUAAAAAGGUUUCGUGAACUAGAUGCGGGUGAUAAAUACAGAAUUCACUAUCAACGUAUAUCCACAGAUGCCAGAUCUCUUGUCAAUAUUGGCCAAGAUCUGGUUAACAACCUACAACUUGAGGUUCCGAUUAGAUCCCUGAAGAGGUCCUUCAAGAAGGAAUUAGUCAUUAAUAAUGAACUUCUUGCUAAGUGGAAAAAAAGUGUUAAUAUAUUUGCAUCCUCCCCUACGGAUGAAGAAGUAUCUGGAGAAAGCGAUAGUAGCGAAUACCAAGAUUACGACAACGCCGCUCCUCUGCAUGACGAAUUAUAA
This is a messenger RNA of Saccharomyces paradoxus, 4098 nucleotides long. RefSeq names its product Kre5p (gene KRE5). Gene Ontology annotation, molecular function: UDP-glucose:glycoprotein glucosyltransferase activity. The transcript has a single exon. Gene Ontology annotation, cellular component: endoplasmic reticulum. NCBI's taxonomy places the organism in Eukaryota, Fungi, Ascomycota, Saccharomycetes, Saccharomycetales, Saccharomycetaceae. Bases 1 to 4098 code for a protein of 1365 amino acids. The record is from RefSeq and is a predicted model, not a curated record.